GUAAGUAAUCAAACUGGCAAACGUACCGGUAAUAACUCGAGAGCUGCAAUCAAGGAGUUUCUCUGAUUCUGGAAGAGUGCUGUGGAUCCCAGCAGUCAGGCUUCCAGUUCUGUGCCAUUUUCAUCCAUCUAAAUGAUUGGUGUGGUGUCUGCUCAGUGUCGUUUUGGCUCAAGAUCUCUAUCUUCUCAAAGGGGUUUGCUACUCAUAUGGUGAGCAGAACUGCUGGUCUACCCACACCUUGUCCAGUCUGAUCUUGAAGCUAUUCACAGUCUAAGUUGUAACUACUUCAGGGAAUAAGUUCAACCAAUAAAGCACAAAGAUGCAGAUGUGGUUUAUCUUCAAAACAACUGCAACAGACCUUCUGUUUCAAGGAUAUGAUAUCACAACAAAAUGGGAUUUUGCCUUGUCCUGUCUUCUCUUUGCCUUCGCUUCAGUCCUCCUGGAGGUGUUGGCCACUCUCAGUACUUACCUGACCCGGUGCUAUACCACUAACCCUCUGGAAAUGAACUGGUCCUCCCCUAUUAAUGGACGAUCACCUCUCCUUGCCCCCUUACAGAUACCAAGCAGUGUAUCCAAAGUUAGGCAACGCAGGUGUCGGAUUCACCUUGGUCGGACCAUCGUCCACAUUGUUUCAGUGAGCCUGGGCUACAUUGUAAUGUUGGUUGUCAUGACUUACAACGCCUACUUCCUCAUCUCCAUUGCUGCUGGGUCUGCGUUUGGCUACCUUCUGUUUGCCCCAUUCAGGAAACGCCCCAAGAAAAGGCUGCCCCCUAUAGACAGACGAGCCCAGAGGGAUAGCUUGACCAGAAGUGGGCAGAUGGAUAUGGGUGAUGAGACAGGUGGUGCAGGAAGUGGGGCAGGUAGCGGUGCUGAGGGAUCUACUAGAGUCAAUUACUAUGGAACACUCUAGUAACAUAACAUAUGAAGGUCAUUCCUGAGCAAGGUUCUGUAGCAUAAAGAAUUAGCUGUUUAUCAUUGAAUUGAUUGUUACCUUUGGUCAUACACAAUAUAAUCACUUGAAUCAAUCAAUCAUAAUCAAUUGCAAAGCUUUAUGUUACCGGCCCUGGGACCCGUUGCAGAAAGAGUUGCAAUCAAUCGCAACUCCAAAAAUCAUGCGCAACUUGAUUUUCAACCAAUCGCAUUUUUGACUUGCUGAAGACCUUUGUCUAGAUGAUAACCUAACUUAUUUGCCACUUUGAACCAAAAAGAAAAGUUUGGUUGGAAGGCAAAGAUCUUUUGGAUGAUUUCGUCUCGGUAUUGGAGUUGAAAGCAUGAAUUAAGCUUAUGAAUGAACUCCAAUACUGACU
This is a messenger RNA of Lytechinus variegatus (green sea urchin), 1307 nucleotides long. RefSeq names its product probable low affinity copper uptake protein 2. Bases 320 to 910 code for a protein of 196 amino acids. Gene Ontology annotation, biological process: copper ion transmembrane transport. NCBI's taxonomy places the organism in Eukaryota, Metazoa, Echinodermata, Echinoidea, Temnopleuroida, Toxopneustidae. Gene Ontology annotation, cellular component: membrane. The record is from RefSeq and is a predicted model, not a curated record. Gene Ontology annotation, molecular function: copper ion transmembrane transporter activity. The transcript is spliced from 5 exons.